UUGUCCGCUGAUUCCCUCUCACACAAUGAGAAGAAAAAAACCAAAUCAAUCGACAGUGAACUGAAUCCCGUGUGGAAUGAGGUGCUUGAAUUUGAUCUAAAAGGCAUCCCACUGGACUCCAGCUCCCACCUAGACGUGAUUGUGAAAGACUAUGAGACUAUUGGGAGAGAUAAAUUCCUUGGGUCAACCAAAAUCCCUUUGAGAGACCUUGCUUCAGGUCAAGUGAGAUCUCUGCCAUCUAAAAAUGUUCCUCUGGUUGAUGAAAAUGGGCAAACUAUUGGUGCAACCAUCAACCUUGUGAUUGCCUAUGAUCCCCCAGCCAAUGCCUCACCAAACCCAAAUGACCCUCAUAGUGGAGAUUCCACAAUGGACGCUGCUGGUGGAGAUGGUGGAGAGGGUGGUGCGACUCUUCCAGAUGGGGGCCAGAGUGCCUCUGCAGGAGUCUCCUCACCUAAUGCUCAGCGUGCCAAUGUUAGCCAGAGAUUAAACAGGGCACAGAAGCGUCAUAGACUCAUAAAUAAACCCCAGGACUUCCAGAUCCGAGUUCGCGUCAUCGAAGCCCGGCAGUUGUCUGGCAAUAACAUCAAACCAGUGGUGAAGGUUCAUGUAUGUGGAGAUACUCACAGAACAAGGAUCAAGAGGGGAAACAAUCCCUUCUUUGAUGAGAUGUUCUUCUACAAUGUGCACAUUCUACCAUCAGACCUGUUUGAGCAGAACAUCAACUUUCGGGUGUAUGAUUCCUAUUCACUGAGAGCUGACAGUCUUAUGGGAGAAUUCAAGCUGGAUGUCGGUUAUGUUUACGAUGAGCCAGACCACUGUGUCAUGAGGAAGUGGCUGCUGUUAAAUGACCCAGAUGACUCCAGUUCUGGGGCCAGAGGUUACCUCAAAGUCAGCCUCUUCGUUGUAGGGGCCGGGGACGAGCCUCCGGUGGAGAAGAGAGAGUCUAAUGAUGAUGAAGACGACAUAGAAAGUAACCUGCUGCUUCCAGCUGGGUUGACUUUGCGAUGGGUCACCCUCUCACUGAAGGUGUUCAGAGCUGAGGACAUUCCCCAGAUGGAUGAUGCUUUUGUCCAGACCUUGAAAGGAAUUUUUGGAGGAGAUGAAAACAAAAAGAAUCUCGUGGAUCCAUUUGUUGAGGCUCGUUUUGCUGGCAAAAAGUUGUGCACUAAGAUCAUUGAGAAGAAUGCAAAUCCAGAGUGGAACCAAGUCCUUAACCUUCAAGUCAAGUUCCCAUCCAUGUGUGAGCGUAUCAAACUGACUGUGUUUGAUUGGGAUCGCAUGACAGGAAAUGAUGCUAUUGGUACCACAUACCUGAACCUGGCCAGGAUAGCCUCCUCCGGUGGAGAAAUAGAAGAGGAACAUGCGGGAAAUGGGGAAAUACCGUCAUACGAAGCAAACUCAGGGGAAUCUGAGGUUGGCUUCCUACCUGUGUUUGGACCCUGCUACAUCAACCUGUAUGGAAGCCCCAGAGAAUUCAGUGGGCUACCAGACCCCUAUGAGGAUCUGAAUUUUGGCCAGGGAGAGGGUGUGGCGUACCGGGGAAGGAUUCUGGUGCAGCUGUCCACACAGCUUGAAGGGAAAGCAGACAAAACAGUGGACGAUAUCCACAGCGACGACAUCCUUGUGGUACAGAAGUAUCAGAGGAGGAGAAAGUACUGUCUGUGUGCAGUCUUCCACAGCGCCUCCAUGAUUCAGGAACCUGGGGAGCCCAUCCAGUUUGAGGUCAGCAUUGGUAACUAUGGCAACAAAUUGGACACCACCUGCAAACCACUGGCCUCCACCACUCAGUACAGCUGUGCUGUCUUUGAUGGUAACCAUUACUACUACCUGCCCUGGGCAAACACAAAGCCAGUGGUUGUGGUUACGUCAUUUUGGGAGGACAUCAACUAUCGCCUGGACUCUGUCAACAUUAUCCUCUACAUAACUCAUCGUUUGCAAUCCAACCUGGAGACAUUAAAAACUGCCAUUUUAGCUAAAGUCUCUGAGAACCAGCUGCUAGAGGUGUGGCUGAAGUUGCUUGAUCAACUGACUGAAGACCUGGAAAGUUUCCCAACACCUGACUUAGAGGGCGGCUCUAACCUCACAACUCUGGACAUCCAAAUCAAGAAAUUGCGAGACAGCUCUUUGACCACCAUCAAAGAAGCAGCAAGUCGCAUGAGAGCUGAGGCUUCAGAGAUCCGUGACACUGUCUCUGACUUGGAGGCCUGGCUGGAGAAACUCAAACUGCUAGCUGAGGAGCCCCAAAACAGCAUGCCUGAUGUGAUCAUUUGGAUGCUGCGGGGUGAGAAGAGAGUGGCCUACUGUCGCAUUCCAGCUCACCAAAUCAUGUAUUCCACGUACAGCGAGCAGGCCUGUGGACGACAUUGUGGCAAGACCCAGACCAUCUUUUUACAGUACCCAAUGGACAAGACCAAAGGAUUGAAAAUGCCAGUUCAGAUUAGAGUCAACAUGUGGCUGGGUCUGUCGGCACAUGAAAAAAAGUUCAACUCAUUCUCUGAGGGAACAUUCAGCGUGUUUGCUGAGCUGUAUGAAAACCAGGCCCAAGUCUUUGGGAAGUGGGGGACCACAGGACUGGUUGGACGUCAUAAAUUCUCAGAUGUAACGGGCAAACUGAAGCUGAAACAAGAGUACUUCGUUCCACCCAGGGGAUGGCAGUGGGAGUCUGACUGGUUCAUUGAUCCAGAAAAAGCCCUGCUAACCGAGGCCGAUGCAGGACACACUGAAUUCUUGGAUGAGGUUUUCCAGAAUGAAACCCGCUUCCCUGGUGGAGAAUGGAACGCUGCCUCAGAGCCGUACACGGAUGUGAAUGGAGAGAAAAGCCCAAGUCCAGGAGACUUUGACUGUCCCCCUGGUUGGAUGUUGGAGGACAGCUGGACUGUUGAUGAUAACAGAGCUGUAGAUGAUCAAGGAUGGGAGUAUGGGGUGACCAUUCCCCCAGAGGACAAGCCUCGCUCCUGGGUCCCUGCGGAGAAGGUGUACCAUGUCCACCGCAGGAGGAGGCUGGUUCGACCCCGCAAGAGAACUGCACUCCCUGCUGGAGCAGCAGUGGAGAGGCGUGAUCAAGGUGACCCUGAAGGCUGGGAAUUAUCCUCUCUAAUUGGCUGGAAAUUCCACAGAAAAGAACGCUCAUCAGAUACAUUCCGUCGAAGGCGCUGGAGGCGUAAGAUGGAACCAGAAAAUCGGCUGGGGGCAUGUGCCAUCUUCAAGCUGGAGGGGGCGUUGGGUGUUGAUACAGGGGAAAAAGAAAAAGACUCCAAAGCUGAUGCCUCCAAGCUGUUUGGUGCUAACACACCCACUGUGUCCUGUUCCUUUGACAGGUCAUUCAUGUACCACCUCCGUGUCUAUAUCUAUCAGGCGAGGAACCUGACAUCGAUGGACAAAGACAGUUUUUCUGAUCCGUAUGCACACGUCUCCUUCCUGUAUGUCAGUAAAACAACAGAAAAAUUCAAAGCAACGCUGAACCCCACUUGGGAUCAGACUCUCAUUUUCAAUGAUGUAGAGAUUUAUGGAGACCCGCAGAACAUUGCUCACUGCCCUCCUGAUGUGGUGCUUGAGUUCUACGACAGUGACCAAGUGGGAAAGGACGAGAUGCUUGGCCGUAGUGUUUGCAUUCCAGUUGUGAAGUUAAAUCCUGGUAUGAAUCAGACACCCAGGCUGCUGUGGCACCCAAUCAUCCAGAGGGGACAGAAGGCUGGGGAGGCACUUGUGGCUGCUGAGCUUAUUCUCCAAGAUAAAUCUGGCGAUUCAGAUCUUCCGCUGAUUCCCCCAAAGCGAGCAGAGAACCUGUACAUGGUUCCUCAGGGCAUCCGCCCUGUGGUGCAGCUGACUGCUGUGGAGAUCCUUGCAUGGGGUCUGAGGAACAUGAAGUCAUAUCAGCUGGCCUCGGUGUCUUCACCCAGCCUUGUGGUGGAGUGUGGAGGGCAGAGGGUGGAGUCAGCCGUCAUCAAGAACAUGAAGAAGAGCCCUAACUUUCCCGGCUCUGUCCUCUUCAUUAAAGUGCUCCUCCCAAAAGAUGAAAUGUACACACCUCCCAUUGUUCUGAAAGUGAUCGACCACCGUCCCUUUGGCAGGAAGCCUGUCGUAGGUCAGUGCACCAUCACGUCCUUGGAGGAGUUCAGAUGCGAUCCUUAUGUCAUCCAAUCUGAAGGAGCCAGGGCCUCCAAAAUGGCUCUGAUGAUGGCUUCACCUUACAAAGAUGUCUCCAUUACCAUGGAAGAAACAAGGACGAUGUUGGAAGCUCAGGAAAAAGAAACGGUUGAUUGGUGGAGCAAAUUUUACGCUUCAGUUGGAGACCGAGAAAAAUGUGGCCCUUACCUAAGGAAAGGAUAUGAUACCCUUACAGUUUAUGACUGCGAAUUGGAGAGUGUCCCAGAGUUCAAAGGCCUGACAGAUUUCUGCAACACCUUCAAACUGCAGCGCGGCAAGAAUGAAAAUGGAGAUGAUGACCCGACUGUGGUCGGCGAAUUUAAGGGUGCUUUCAAGGUGUACCCUCUGUCAGAUGAUCCAGGUGUUUCUCCUCCCCCUCGCCAGUUCAGAGAGCUGCCUGAGAGUGGACCUCAGGAGUGUCUUGUCAGGAUAUAUGUGAUCCGGGCAAUAGAUCUGCAACCCAAAGACAAUAAUGGCAGAUGUGAUCCAUACAUAAAGAUAUCAUUAGGAGGAAAUACGAUUGAAGACAGGGACAAUUACUUACCCAACACCAUAAACCCCACUUUUGGAAGGAUGUUUGAGAUGACAUGUUUCCUGCCCCAGGACAAGGACCUUAAAAUAGGAGUCUAUGACUUUGAUCUGUUGACCCGUGACGAGAAAGUUGGGGAGACAGUGAUCGACCUGGAGAACCGCUUCCUGUCUCGACAUAACUCGUACUGUGGACUACCUCAAACCUAUUGCAUUUCUGGAGUCAACCAGUGGAGGGAACAGUUCAAGCCUUCUCAGAUUCUUGAGAACCUGGCUCGCCUUAAAGGACUUUCCAAACCCAGGACUGAAGACAACGGCACUUCACUUACCUUCAAUGGAAAAGAUUACACGCUGGCACAGUUUGAGGACAACAAAGAAAUCCAUCAGCAUUUGGGCCCAACCCACGAACGACUCUGUCUGCACGUGCUCAGAACACAGGGACUGGUUCCAGAACAUGUGGAGACCAGGACUCUUUACAGCAGCUACCAGCCAAAUCUUUCCCAGGGACGGCUUCAGAUGUGGGUGGAUGUUUUCCCUAAAAGCCUGGGGCUCCCCGGACCUCCGUUUGACAUCACACCACGCAAGCCAAAGAAGUAUUUUCUUCGUGCUGUCAUAUGGAACACCACGGAUGUGACUUUGGACGAGACCAGCGUCACCGGAGAAGACAUGAGUGACAUCUAUGUCAAAGGCUGGAUGCCAGGAAUGGAGGAGGACAAGCAGAAGACUGAUGUCCACUACAGGUCUCUAGAUGGAGAUGGCAACUUUAACUGGCGGUUUGUCUUUGGAUUUGACUACCUGCCAGCUGAACAACUCUGUCUUGUAUCCAAAAAAGAGCACUUCUGGAAUCUUGACAAAACAGAGUUCAGGAUUCCCCCCAAGCUGAUAGUUCAGAUAUGGGAUAAUGACAAGUUCUCUCUGGAUGAUUACCUCGGGACACUGGAGCUGGACUUGCGUAAGAUGAUUGCUCCUGCCAAAACUCCAGAGAAGUGCUCCCUGAAGAUGAUGGAUGAUUUGGAAAUAGAAGUGCCAGACAAGCUGGAGAAAACAAAGUCUUUGUUUUCCCAGCAGUCAGUCAGAGGCUGGUGGCCAUGCUAUUUCGAACAGGAUGGGAAGAAGGUCCUGGGUGGCAAAGUGGAGAUGACGCUAGAAAUUGUCAGUGAAGCAGAUGCAGAGGAAAGGCCUGCAGGAAAAGGAAGGGAUGAACCCAACAUGAAUCCAAAACUGAACCUUCCCAACCGCCCUGAAACAUCCUUCUUUUGGUUCACCAAUCCAUGCAAGACCAUGAAGUUCAUUGUGUGGAGAAAGUUCAGGUGCCUCUUCAUUGGACUCAUCAUCCUCAUCAUCGUAGUUCUCUUCCUCGCUAUCCUGUUGUACUCUUUACCGAACUACAUCUCUAUGAAGAUUGUGAAGCCACUGAGUUAA
This is a messenger RNA of Menidia menidia (Atlantic silverside), 6096 nucleotides long. The record is from the annotation of a GenBank genome assembly. Lineage: Eukaryota; Metazoa; Chordata; Actinopteri; Atheriniformes; Atherinopsidae.